Messenger RNA from Microtus oregoni (creeping vole), 1728 nucleotides. Its product is annotated as male-specific lethal 3 homolog. Lineage: Eukaryota; Metazoa; Chordata; Mammalia; Rodentia; Cricetidae. The transcript is spliced from 12 exons. The coding region runs from base 1 to 1476 and encodes 491 amino acids. Gene Ontology annotation, cellular component: nucleus; MSL complex; NuA4 histone acetyltransferase complex. Gene Ontology annotation, biological process: chromatin organization; regulation of DNA-templated transcription. The record is from RefSeq and is a predicted model, not a curated record.
AUGUUUGGAUUACCUGUGGGUAAUCUGUGGAAUCCCUGUUGGAAUAGAUGGGCAGCCGAAGACCAUGUGCUUCAUGAUACAGAUGAAAAUCGGAGGUUACAGCGUAAAUUGGCCAAAAAAGCAAUAGCUCGCCUGAGAGGUACAGGAAAAAAGAAGAGACGCUGUAGGUUACCUGGUGUUGACUCUGUCUUAAAAAGUGUGCCGAUUAAAGAAAAACCUCAAAAUGACGAAAACUCAAUAAGCAGUACCUGUCAGGACAGCUGUGGCAGAAAGAAUGAAGAACUGAAAGAACAUCGCCAGCGGCGUAUUAAAGUAAAGACUAAAGCGAAAAAAAAAGUAUUGUCGCUGCGCUCAAGAAAAGACAUGGAUGAAAGAACAAUAACCAUAGAUAUCCCUGAAGUUCUCAAGAAGCAGCUUGAGGAUGACUGUUACUAUAUCAACAGGAGGAAACGGUUAGUGAAACUUCCAUGCCAGACCAACGUCAUAACAAUUUUGGAAUCCUAUGUGAAGCAUUUUGCUAUUAAUGCAGCCUUUUCAGCCAGUGAGAGGCCUCGUCACCAUCAUGCCAUGAUGCAUUCACAUAUGAAUGUGCACUAUGUCCCAGCAGAAAAGAAUUUGGAAAAUACCCGUGACUUUACAGAGUCUCUAAUCUUUUCUUUCUCAAUCCUCUGUAAGGAGAUGGUGGAUGGAUUACGAAUUACCUUUGAUUAUACUCUCCCAUUGGUUUUGCUCUAUCCAUAUGAACAAGCUCAAUAUAAAAGAGUGACAUCAUCUAAAUUUUUUGUUCCUAUUAAGGAAAGUACCACCACAACUAAUAGGAGCCAGGAGGAGCUGUCUCCUAGCCCGCCUUUGUUGAACCCAUCCACACCACAGUCCACUGAGAGCCAACCAACUAGCGGUGACCCAGUCACUCCCAAGAGGCGCAAAGCUGAUCCAGAAGCCCUGCAGUCUCUAAGGCGGUCCACGCGCCAUAGCACUAACUGUGACAGGUUGUCGGAGAGUAGCUCCUCACCUCAGCCCAAGCGUCGGCAGCAGGACACAUCUACCAACAUGCCAAAACUGUUUCUGCACUUGGAAAAGAAGACACCUGUGCAUAGCAGAUCAUCUUCCCCCAUUCCUCUGACUCUGAGUAAGGAAGGGAGUGCUGUAUUUGCUGGCUUCGAAGGGAGAAGAACCAAUGAAAUAAAUGAGGUCCUAUCUUGGAAACUUGUGCCUGACAAUUACCCGCCAGGAGACCAUCCACCUCCCCCUUCAUACAUUUAUGGCGCACAGCAUUUGCUGCGAUUAUUUGUCAAACUUCCAGAGAUCCUUGGGAAGAUGUCCUUUUCGGAGAAGAAUCUGAAGGCUCUACUGAAGCACUUUGAUCUCUUUCUGAGGUUUUUAGCAGAAUACCAUGAUGACUUCUUCCCGGAGUCAGCAUAUGUUGCUGCCUGUGAGGCACACUACAGCACCAAGAACCCCAGGGCAGUUUACUAAAGUUUCCAUGGUUUGGGAAAAAUAGCUGUACGAUGUGGCUUUAUAUUUUAGGUUCCAGGUGAAGCGUGAAUGAAAUGGUGGACUUCCCCUGGGGGUUCUCUGACAGAAGCAGGCUCUGUUCUUCUGAGUUGCUCACAUACGUUUAUUUCUGUUAAGAAUUAUUUUCUGACCUCAUCAUGGUGGAACAUGCCUAUAGGGGGAAUUGAUUUAAUUAAUUAAUUAAUGAUUUUUUUGGUGUCAUGAUUACCUCCU